AGUUUCUUUUUCAUUGUUGACAUUCAUUCUAAAACUAUUCUGGGGUCAAUUAAUUAGCUAUUUGAUAAUUACUCAACUGGAUUCGUCCUAAUAUGCAGACCAGUAAACUAAGUAAAUGGCUUUGCAUCGAUAAGUUGAUGAAUUUUCGAGAAAUUCUCAAAACUAAUGGAGGACUUUUCGGUGCUGCUUGGAAUUUACAUCGACAUUCUAUGAUCAAAUGGGGUACACUCGUUGGUGAAGAUAAAUAUGGAAACAAAUACUACGAAAACAAACACUAUUUCUAUCUAAGUGAUCGGUGGGUCGUUUAUAACGAGAAAUGUAAUCUUGAAUACGAUGCGUCAAUGAUUCCUCCUGAAUGGCAUAACUGGAUGCACCAUGUUACUGACAAAUCUCCUACAGAAGAGCCUAGAGUUCAAUAUGCAUGGUUACAAGAUCAUCAACAGAAUUUAACUGGAUCAGCUCAAGCUUACACUCCUUACUCGACCGUCAAAGACAAAAUUGGUUCAUGGAAUCCCCCUGGAGGUCGAGUAGUUAUUGGCCCAAACAAAUAAGAUUCAAAUGUAAAUGAAAGAAACUAUAUAAGACUCCUAUUGUCUUUACCAAAUAUAAAAUGAGUAAAUAAUGUAUUAGCAAAAUUUAGCAUUGAUUAAAGAAAUUUUAAUUGUGA
This is a messenger RNA of Panonychus citri (citrus red mite), 667 nucleotides long. RefSeq names its product probable NADH dehydrogenase [ubiquinone] 1 alpha subcomplex subunit 12 (gene ND-B17.2). The record is from RefSeq and is a predicted model, not a curated record. Gene Ontology annotation, cellular component: membrane. Gene Ontology annotation, biological process: response to oxidative stress; mitochondrial respiratory chain complex I assembly. Bases 93 to 551 code for a protein of 152 amino acids. NCBI's taxonomy places the organism in Eukaryota, Metazoa, Arthropoda, Arachnida, Trombidiformes, Tetranychidae. The transcript has 3 exons.